AUGUCACCACCAUCAAAGAUUGAUGAAUCAUAUGCAGAAAUUGAAAAUCCAAAUUCAUGGUAUACACCAAUUGAUUCAAUAUCAAAAGGAAUUAAUCAUUUAACUGAUUCAUUUAUUAAUAAACAAAAGACUCAUGAUAUUCAAUUUAGAUUAAAUCAAUUAAGAAAUUUAUAUUUUGCAAUUAAUGAUAAUGUUGAUGAAAUUUGUGAAGCUUUAGAAGCUGAUUUUGGUAGAGUUCCAAGUGAAACAAAAAAUUUAGAAUUAUUAGGUGGAAUUAAUGAAUUAGUUCAUACAAUGGCAAGUUUACAUGAAUGGUUAAAACCUGAAAAAGUUACUGAUUUACCAAUAACUUUAAAAACAAAUCCAAUUUAUAUUGAAAGAAUUCCUUUGGGAGUUGUUUUAAUUAUAUCACCAUUUAAUUAUCCAUUUUUUUUAAGUUUUUCUGCUGUUAUUGGAGCAAUUGCAGGUGGUAAUUGUGUUGUUUUAAAACAAUCAGAAGCAACACCAAAUUUUUCAAAAUUAUUUACUGAAAUUUUAACAAAAGCUUUAGAUAAAGAUAUAUUUUUUGCUGUUAAUGGUGGUAUUCCAGAAACCACUGAAUUAUUAAAUCAAAAAUUUGAUAAAAUUAUGUAUACUGGUAAUGGUACAGUUGGUAGAAUUGUUGCUAAAAAGGCAGCAGAAAAUUUAACUCCUGUUAUUUUAGAAUUAGGUGGGAAAUCACCAGCUUUUGUAUUAGAUGAUUUAACUGAUAAAGAUUUAGAAAUUGUUGCAAGAAGAAUUGCAUGGGGUAGAUUUACAAAUGCUGGUCAAACUUGUGUUGCAGUAGAUUAUGUAUUAGUGCCAACUAAAUUACAUUCAAAAUUUGUUUCUUUGUUAGUUAAAAUUUUAAAUGAAGAAUUUUAUCCAAAUUUAAAUGAAAAAGAUCCAAAUUUUACUCAUAUAAUUCAUGAUCGUGCUUUUAGUAAUUUAGUUAAAAUGAUUGAUUCAUCAAAAGGUGAUGUUGUUGUUGGUGGAAUAAAUAAAGUUGAUUCAAAAUCAAGAUUUAUUCCACCAACUGUUAUUGAUAAUGUUAAAUUUUCAGAUUCAACUAUGCAACAAGAAAUUUUUGGUCCAAUAUUACCAAUUAUUGAAUAUGAUAAUUUAUCAACUGCUAUUUCUGAAGUUGUUAGACAACAUGAUACUCCAUUAGCUCAAUAUAUUUUUACAUCUGGUUCAACAUCAAGACAAUAUAAUAAACAAUUGAAUCAAAUUUUAACAAGUGUUAGAUCAGGUGGUACAAUUAUUAAUGAUGUAUUAAUGCAUGUUGCUUUAAUUAAUGCACCAUUUGGUGGUAUUGGAGAAUCCGGUUAUGGAUCAUAUCAUGGAAAAUUCUCAUUUAGACAUUUUACUCAUGAAAGAACUACAAUGGAACAAAAAUUAUGGAAUGAUUUUAUGGUUAAAGCAAGGUAUCCACCACAUUCAAAUGCAAAAGAUCUGUUGAUUAAAACUUCACAACAAAGUUAUGCUGGUAAUGUUUGGUUUACAAGAAAUGGUAAUGUACCAGUUAAUGGACCAGGUAUAUUUUUCAGUUAUUGGCAUACAUUUACUGGUGUUUUGGGUUUAAUUGGAGAAUUUGCAUCUGGAAAAGCUUAG
This is a messenger RNA of Lodderomyces jiufengensis, 1632 nucleotides long. Its product is annotated as hexadecenal dehydrogenase. The record is from RefSeq and is a predicted model, not a curated record. Gene Ontology annotation, molecular function: aldehyde dehydrogenase (NAD+) activity. Gene Ontology annotation, cellular component: cytoplasm. Gene Ontology annotation, biological process: aldehyde metabolic process. NCBI's taxonomy places the organism in Eukaryota, Fungi, Ascomycota, Pichiomycetes, Serinales, Debaryomycetaceae. The coding region runs from base 1 to 1632 and encodes 543 amino acids. The transcript has a single exon.